UUGUAUGAAUUAUUCUAAUGGUUUGGGGGGGGGGGGUUGAUUAAAAAUAGAUAUUUUCCUCUUGCAGUUUUGUAUAAGGAGCUUUCUUGUCACACGAGACUAAUGAAACACUCAUCAGCACGUCUUUACAUUACAGAAAUGUUUCUGUGACCCCUCAGUUCAGAUGAAACGACGAAGGCCUGAUCUGAAGUUGAAAGAGUCCUGUAAUUAAUCUGCUUUGGUAUUUAUUUGAUUUUCAAUCUUUUUAAAGCAGCAAUAACAAUAAUGAUUAUAAUAAAAAAAGAAGCUAUGAACCACAUCUGAUGAGAAUGAAAAUAUACCCUGGAGUUGUGGUGCUUCAGUGGGCCUCAUUAGAAGAAACCUACAAAGCCUGCUCCUCUCGUUUACUUAUCACCAUCAUCAUUUUCAUCGUCACUCCCAGUGUUUAUACUGCACGCGCUCAAAUUGGCGCUCAAAGAAGGACUCGAGUUAAGGCCUCAAAGCGAGUCAUGGCGGAGUGACUUCAUUUUGACAGUUUGAAUUCAUUCAGCCAAAGACACUGUAAAUGAUCAUAUUACACAAUGACAUUUGACCGCGGCAUGGACAUAAAAGCGUGGACAACCACACUGUGAACAGAAUUUGAAUUUGAUUUUGUGAUUUUAAAAUGAUUUCAGAUCAUGUCAGAGGCCUGGAAUUUUCCCAUCUGUUUUCUGACGGGAGACAGUUUGCAUCACCUUGUGGACUCCUACAGUAUAUGAAGGAUACAGGCUGCACUGUGCCGAUAAGAGGCCACUGUCUUCUUUCAGGCACAAAGCCUCCAUUCAUAUGACUUUGCUUUGUCUCUCUGGGACACAUGACCCAGUCUGACCAUCCGGUACUCCUGUAGCUAAAAGAACUCCGUCUGGUUUCUGGCUCACUACUGGUCAUUCUGAAUGUGAGAGGACUGACACCAAUGCGAUAUUAAAGCUGCGUAUGGGCUCAUAGAUCUAACUUUGGUGUCGCAGUUUAAUGGAAAAACGAAGGUGAAGCAACAAUUUUCUAGAGAUGUUUGAAGCAAAAUCAUAAAAUCAUCGUCUACUACACUGUCAGAGACGACAACGCCGAGAAGUUUUGCGAAUAUGAAUGUCUUUUCAAAUCGGUGAUGACAAACGUGAUUAUAUUCCAGAUCUCGUCCAGACUUUGAGAUUUAGUGACUUGAACAAUAAAAAGCUUUUUUUUUUUUUUUUUCCUGCAGCUGAGACAACAUCUGGCCGAUCUCUCCAUAUGAGUGUAAUUUUACUCAACGACAUAGUUUACCCAUCAAAAACCACAACCCUUUCAUCUGAUGCCGCCUCGGGGCCUGUACACAAACCCCGAGAGAAGCUGCAGCCAUCAGCCCUCACAGUGGCCUGCACGGUUCCGCUCCACAGACGUUACCUCCACAAGAUGUCGCCACCAGCAAAACCUUGAAACGGUGCCAAUUUUUUUUUUUUUGCACAAAGACCCUGCAGGUUAAAAUGAAGUGAACCUACUCAUCCUCAGUGGAUUAAUCAUUGAUGAAAGCUGGUGACGCAUUCCAGUUUGUAUUCAUCUACAUUAUUAGCGGCUGUUGAGACACAGCUUCCCCCUGCUGUGGGUUUCUUCGGGGCUGGAAAAGCCUCCCAGCAGACUACAUUGGAUUUUGCCUUCCAGAUGUGAGGGGACUGUGCGCUGCACCAUCCCGCCACUAGAUGAAGCCCAAACACAGAAGCACACGGACUUUUUAUUUUUAAUUCUAUAUUCUCUCUUUUUUAAUCUCCUCUUUUUUUAGUUAUAACCUUUCUGAAACGACCUCAACAGGAUCAGCUGGCUCUGAUACUCAGUGAUAUAGACUCAGACUAAUUUUUGUUUAAUUUACUUUUGCAAAUUUAAAUGAAGGAGAGAAAAAAACACGGUUUAAGAGUAUUAAACAUUUUGGCUAAGUACAGCCUAACUAAUAACUUAACUGGUGGUAUGAUAAACUGCUGAGAGACUUUUAAAGUGGGUGAAUUAUUGUGCAAACAGGCGCGCUGAUGUUAACAGAUGGCUGAAGGCUUUCAACAUCAUUGUCUCUUUAUAGAGGAAAGACAAAGACCUGUAGAGGCCAGCAGUCCCCAACAACUGGAUCAGCUCUAAUUAGAAAAUGAGAGAGAACGAGAGAGAGAGAGAGAGAGAGCGAGAGAGAGAGAGCAUAUAGUGAAGCUGAACCACACAAGGUGCAGCAGAGCGCUUGUAGCGACUGUCGAUAUCUCCCAGGCAAACUUGUUUUUUGUAGCCAUGCGCUGCCGUCCACUUCUGUCUGCGUUUUUCUCUCUGUGUGGGUGAGAUGUUGCCAAAUGCGACCGUUCUGCUGUGUUUUCUGGCUCUUCAGUUACGGCACUGUGCGGCUGAUCUGUGCAGCUGGACUGGAAGCGGUUUUGCAGCUGCUGUGGACUCCAGAAUCGUGCUCCAGGUGCGGCUGCGCUGUACAGAGGGCUCGGUGAGGUGGGUCUACCCGGGCCAGGCUGUCAGAGUGGUUCUGGAGCCCAACCUGUCCUCCAACCUGCGCACCACCGUCUGCAUCAAACCAUCUCCCUCUUUCCGCGGAGCCAGCGUGUUCAUCGAACGGGCCGGAAAGCUGGAGCUGCUGGUGACUGAUGGCGAGCGGCCGCGGCAGGUGUUCUGUUUCCGGGCAGAUGGACCGCACAGGCCCGCUCUCUACCUCCAAGCCAGCCCGCAGAGGGAAGGACACUGGAGCAGACGCACGAUGGGCUUUAGAUAUGAGCUGUUGGGCAACAGGAGUGCUGUGCCCGACUUGGGCCACAGCGGGCUGCAGACUUCUUGUCGACCCUGCAAUGAUACAGAACUCCUGAUGGCAAUCUGCAACAGUGACUUUGUGGUCCGAGGCUACAUCAAGAAUGUCACCCACAGCCCUGAAAGUCAGACAUCAUUGGUGGAGGUGACAGCGGUGAGGGUGUACUGGCAGCGCAGUAGAGUGUUUGAGCAACAAGUGGCUCCGGGGACAUCUCAAUCCAUCCUAUCUUGGCAUGGACACAUCCACACACUCCUACGGUGUCACGUGAAGCCCGGGGAUGGACAGUUUCUCUUCACAGGGUCAGAACACUUUGGGGAAGCUUGGUUAGGGUGUGCCCCGCGAUACAAAGACUUCCUGUCUGUCUACCAGACUGCCCGGGCGGCACGUCGGAAUUCCUGUGACUUCCCUUCAGACUGAGGAAGUGUGUUGUUUUGGUGGCACUGAGCCCUACAGUUUUCAUCCACAGGCAUUCUCACCCCUGUACCGGCACUGUGGGAUCCCUGUAAUGUUUUAAUGUGCCUUCAAGGUGGCGUCCAGUAUCACCAGCAGGGAGAAAGCUACUGAACUUCUGGUGAAAAACACAUUUGGAGGAGCAGAACAGGGGCAAACAGCAGGGGCCUCCUGCACUGAGGCUCAGGGAGGACUAGCCUUUGUCUCUUUCCCAUCACUGCCCUCGGUCCUGGGAGACUGAGAAGGGGUUGGGUUGCUGCUCCCUCUUUGUGCUUCUCCCCACAUCGACUGUUGUUCACUUUGCUGGCUCAGUGUGACAGUUGCCCUCUGAACUGAGGCGGGAGGGUAGAAUGAAGGGCCGCCAUUUAUAAUCACCAGUUUGUCUUAGUGAGUAGACUUGAACAUAUAUGACUGUGGAGUUAUUUUCAUUCGGAUUCAUCUGUGCUGAAGUUUCAAAUCCUCUUUGUUUUGUCUAUUUAUACUCUGUGUUGUUGAAAAAUAAAUAAUUUCAAGAUUCCUCCACAUAUCUUUCUUUAUUCAAAGGAUGAUUUGCCACAUUGUCCAGUUCUAGUAAAAAUAAUAUUUUUCUUUGUUUUAAGACUCAUUUACUCCGAUGUCUGUUCAGCUUUCAUGGUACAGUUGUUUAAGCUUUCAUUUGAUCUUAAAUUCUUUAGGUAUUGAGAUGAGCCAAAGAAACAUUUGGUAGAAGUUUAUAUUUGACUGGAUUCAAUAAAUCCUCUAGGUCUUUCACUUUUAUUGUCGAGAUCAAAUGCUUUAACUCUGCCAAGCGUCCUUGAAAAAGUGAAAGGUGUUUUAUUUUUAUGUGUUGUAAAUCACGGUGAAAAUAGACUCUUUUGGCUGCUGCAGCCAAAUAUCUAAAGCAGUGGUUGUUUUAAUAUAUGUUAGAUUGAUAAACAUUCAUAAAGGCAUGUAAUUUUUGAAAAGUACAAUUUUGGUUUUGUUAUCUACAAUAAAGAAAAAUUCAAAAUUUGAA
This is a messenger RNA of Seriola aureovittata, 4214 nucleotides long. RefSeq names its product meteorin-like protein. NCBI's taxonomy places the organism in Eukaryota, Metazoa, Chordata, Actinopteri, Carangiformes, Carangidae. Gene Ontology annotation, molecular function: hormone activity. The record is from RefSeq and is a predicted model, not a curated record. The transcript has 4 exons. The coding region runs from base 2303 to 3187 and encodes 294 amino acids.